Molecule: messenger RNA, 2094 nt
Organism: Arachis duranensis
Lineage: Eukaryota; Viridiplantae; Streptophyta; Magnoliopsida; Fabales; Fabaceae
Product: UPF0496 protein At2g18630
Exons: 3
Coding region: 509-1648 (379 amino acids)
Source: RefSeq, a predicted model, not a curated record
UACCUAUUUAAUACGAAAAAAAAAAGGAACGAAGUAUCUGCGAAGCUCGAAGGCGAGCUAUCCCCUUCGCAUGCUUUGACUUUCCGACAUAAUGCAGUUGGUGGUAGUUCCAAUCCCUCACUCUUCUCUACUUAGUCACAUUCGCAUUCCGAUGUGCUGUUUUUCCUUUUUGGGAAGAAAUUCAACUUAAUUUGGAGAUUUCAGCUUCAACCCAGUGUAGGGUUUGACUUCUUGUUUUCUGGAUCUAGACACAGUCACAGCAUCUUUCUAUAGUAUUUAUCAAAGCCAGCCACGGUUCUGAGUUGUGGUGGAUCCAGUUGAGCACAAUUUGUGAAAUUCUGAAGCUUUGCAUUCGGUUAAGAUUUAGGGUUCUCGAUGAUUAAUUGAUUUUGUGGAGGCAGAGGGACGAAACGCCAAUCCAAUUCAAUUGCAUUAAGCUUUCUAAUUUUGGAGCUGGGUUUGACAUUUUUGUGCUUGUGAGCUCUUUGUUGGGUCGCGAAAUUUGGUCAUGAUGGGAGCUCAGUCCAGCAGAAUGGGUAGGGGUGAUGUUCCAACACUGAUUAAAAUGGGUACUCAUUCGGUAUAUGCUGAUGAUUUGAGCUCUUAUGAAGCUGCAUGUGUUGAAGAUCCAAACUUGCAAUCAUUUGAUGCCACCAUUCAGGAGCGAACCAAUAGGGUUAUCAGCUCACUCGCUGAAGGGGUUGAGGUUCGUUCUAUGUCAGUUGAUUCGCUGAAAGAGAUGACCGCGAGCCUGCUUGAGAUGAACCAGGAAGUUGUCAAAGUCAUUCUUGAGUGCAGGCAAGAUAUAUGGAACAAGAAGGACCGGGAGUUGUUUUCCUUGGUCGGUGAUUUCUUUGAGAACAGUCUCCACACAUUGGACUUCUGUAAUGCCCUUGAUAAGUGCUUGAGACGGGCACGCGAAAGACAGAUUAUAAUUAAGUCAGCUAUUACCUAUUUUGAGGAAGAGUCACAAAAUGAGGUUGAAGGGUCAGUUUACCUGAAAACAUUGCAAGAACUUAAGAAUUUCAAGGAAGCUGGGGACCCCUUUACGGAGGAGUUUCAUCAGUUGUUUCAAUCAGUUUAUUCUCAGCAAGCAUCGAUGUUGAAAAAAUUGCUAAGUAGGAAGCACAAACUUGAUAAGAAAUUGCAAUCCCUCAAGACGUUGAAGAGAGUCUCAAAUGUCAUUUUUGUGGCUGCCUUUGUUUCUGUUUUGAUUUUCUCAGUGGUGGCAGCUGCGAUCUCUGCACCGCCUGUUGUAGCAGCGGUGGCUGGUGCAUUGGCUGUUCCAAUUGGCUCGGUAGGAAAAUGGUGUAAUUCACUUUUUAAAAAGUAUGAGAAUGCUAUAAGGAGCCAACGAGAAGUAAUAAGCUCAAUGCAAGUUGGUACUCUUAUUACAUUGAAAGACUUGGACAACAUUCGGUUAUGUGUCGACAAACUGGAAGUGGAGAUCGAAUCCAUGUUGCAGAAUGCUGUUUUUGCUAUUGGAAAUGAGGAUGCCGUAAAGCUUGCGAUCGAUGAGAUUAAGAAGAGAAUUGAACAUUUUUCGGACAUCAUCGAGACUUUAAGUGAGCAAGCCGAUAAAUGUAGUAGGGAGAUAAGGAGAGCAAGGACAGUGGUUAUACAAAAGAUAAUUAAAUAUCCUGGUUGACAGCCCUUUUGAGGCAUUUGAACAUCAUCUGUGGAUAAAAUAAUAAUCAUGAGAAUCUCAAAGCUGGAUGAAGCCUAGGACAAUUGAUGGUGAAAACAUAUAUUCACCCUGACUUCUCUUAAGUUGGCUCUCCACUUGUAUGUAGUUUAUUGCUUCUUGUUUGGUGCAGAGAUGUAAAGUUAUUUAUGAUACUCAUUAUUAUGCAUGCAUUCUUGGCUACUUGAUGUUUGAGGUAUCUGUUGAUGGCAAUAGUUGCAGUCUAGGAACCUUCUGCCGCUGCAUAUGCAUGAUUCUGGAACUUGUAAUUUUCUCUUUAGCAGUGCUUUGUGAUUCCAGAAUUCUAGUUAUUUGCCCGGAAUCAAGUAAGGAAAUGAAUAUAAAACCUGGCAGGUACCUGUGUUCAAUUCAGUAGUGUGUGUUUCUUAUGGAAUAAAUAUUAACCAAUA